CUCGCUGCAGCAGCGGGUGGAGCUGAGGAGCAUCGAGACAGCAGCGCCGCAACUCGGGAUUAUCGUUCUUGGGAUUUGCUUUCCCUCCGCGGAGCCCGCGGCCCCUGGGUAUCCGCCCCGGAUUACAAUUGCACCAUGACCCUGGAGGAGCUGGUGCCUUGCGAUAGCAGCAAAAUGCAGGCGGUGAGCGAGGCGGUGGAGCGGGUGCUGGUGGCGGCGCAGCGGCAGGACCGGCUCACGGUGGGGGUCUACGAGUCUGCCAAGCUGAUGAACGUGGACCCUGACAGUGUGGUGCUGUGUGUGCUGGCCACCGAUGAGGAGGAUGAAGGUGACAUCGCCCUGCAGAUCCACUUCACCCUCAUCCAGGCUUUCUGCUGCGACAACGACAUCCACAUCCUGCGCGUCUCGGGCAUGCAGCGCCUGGCCACUAUCCUGGGCGAGCCCGAGCCAGGCGCCGAGUCCCGUGACCUCCACUGCCUCUUAGUCACGAAUCCGCACACAGAUGCCUGGAAGAGCCAAGGGUUGGCGGAGGUGGCCAGUUACUGCGCCGAGAGCCGUGACAAGAAUCAGUGGGUGCCAUAUGUCUGUCUGCAGGAGCGCUGAGCUGGCCCAGCCUAUGCCUGGCUCCGUACCUGGAGGAAGAGAAAAAAAUAAAAUGGCAGGAAAAGGCAGGAGAGGAGAUAUGGCCAGUUAAAAAACACAAACCAAAAAACCCACCGAUUUUAUUUUUUCUUUUUAACCGGAGAGGAGAAAGGAGCAGCCCGGCCACACCGGUGGGCGUGGGAAGGAGUUGAGCGGUGGCUGUGCUGUGCCGGCAGCCCGGUGGGGAUGCUGGCUGGAGCAUGCCAGAGCCAUGCUGAGGAGCCGUGCUUGCCCACGGGGACUGUGGGACCGUGCCGAGGAGCCCCGGGAUGGGCACGGCGGAGCGUGGGGAGGAGAUGGACUGCUUUGUUUCUUUUUGGCAUUUGUGACUUGACAGAGGCAAGGACUGUGCAGUGAUGGAUUUUUGCAAAGGAACUGCUUUUUCCAAGGGAUAAAUUACUGUCUGCAGUGAUGGACCUGUGACACCAGUUUUUUGCACUUGAGCUACUUGGAGACCCUGAUCUGAAUUUAUUCCAGAGUCUAUUCUUGUACUGAUUUAAGGAAAAAAAAAUAGUUAUUUGCAAUAAAAUAUCUAAAAUCA
Messenger RNA from Grus americana (Whooping crane), 1183 nucleotides. RefSeq names its product growth arrest and DNA damage inducible beta (gene GADD45B). Gene Ontology annotation, biological process: regulation of cell cycle. Lineage: Eukaryota; Metazoa; Chordata; Aves; Gruiformes; Gruidae. Gene Ontology annotation, cellular component: nucleus; cytoplasm. The record is from RefSeq and is a predicted model, not a curated record. The transcript has 4 exons. Bases 136 to 603 code for a protein of 155 amino acids.